AUGCAACGAGUCAAGAACAUCGACUACGAUGAGGACGAGCUGUACGAUGACGGCGACUACGAGGAGCAAGACGAAGGAUACACGGAAGAGGAUCGCAACCAAUUCGCGGUCUUGACACCUGUAGUGCGAGUGGAGCUAGAAGAGGCAGGACUUCAGGCUUCGGACAGAGAAAUCGAGGACGCCCUAUGGAAUUACUAUUGGGAUGUUGGAAAGAGUGUCACGUUUCUCAAGAACAACCGCAAGCCAAAGACACAACCGCAGCAGUCUGCGAAGAAAGAGAAGCCGAAGAGCAAAUUUGAUGAGGCGGCUGAGAAGAGUGCACAAGAAUCAGACCUGGAUCGUGCUGCAACAGCCUCCGACUGGUUUCGAGAUGUGGCCUGGACCAUGCCAUUGCAGAAGCAGGCCUCGCUUGUUCCGAGCAAUCACCUACCACGACAAAUGAUGCUCGGAGGCUCUUCAAAACUUGCCAAGCUGGCAGAAGAGCGGCGCAAGAAAGGCGCUGCUUCUUCUAGUGCCGCGAACAGUACAAGUUCCUUGAGCUCACUGGAUAGGCUCUCGAAGGCGAAGACUACGAUCGAGAACGAGAAGCCUGCUGCAGAUGCGCCUCCUGAACUACGCAGGUAUGCAAUCAGAAGGAAGCGCGAGCCUACUCCCCCACCACGAGAGCCAACACCGCCGCUAGCUGAGCCCGAGGAGGAGAAGCCCGAUAUCAGAGCUUCGCCGACGGAAUUUGCACGCACGUUGGCAACGAGCUUGCCUGGCGGACAUAGACCAAAUAUGUCUCUAUCCGAGGUUCUUGGUGCAGAGGCAGCGGACGAUCCAUUCAAAGUACCGUCACCGGACGACACUGUUCGCCAAGCACAGCAGACCAGCAAAGGAUUGAUGAGAUGA
Messenger RNA from Recurvomyces mirabilis, 891 nucleotides. RefSeq lists its product as uncharacterized. The record is from RefSeq and is a predicted model, not a curated record. The transcript is spliced from 2 exons. Lineage: Eukaryota; Fungi; Ascomycota; Dothideomycetes; Mycosphaerellales; Teratosphaeriaceae. The coding region runs from base 1 to 891 and encodes 296 amino acids.